CUGACAUCAGGACCACUUUCUCUCUCUCAUCCAGUCACCUUAACAUCCUGUUACGCGUCGAAGUGUCGGCAGUGCACUGAUGCGCAUCACUUGGAGCGCACUUUGGGAAUGGCAUCCGAGCGGAAUGGAUCCAGCACGGGCAGAAUUCUGGCCAACCAGUUCGCGCAGCCCGCGUGGCGCAUCGCGCUCUGGUCGGUGGCGUACAUCAUGGUGCUGGCAGUGGCGGUUUUUGGCAACUUGAUCGUGAUUUGGAUUAUUCUUGCGCACAAACGGAUGAGAACCGUCACCAACUAUUUCCUGCUGAAUCUAGCUUUCUCUGACGUUUCGAUGGCUGCGUUCAACACCCUCAUCAACUUCAUUUACGCGGCUCACGGGGACUGGUACUUUGGAGAGGUCUACUGCAAGUUCCACAACUUCUUCCCGGUCACUGCAGUGUUUUCAAGCAUCUACUCUAUGGCGGCGAUAGCCAUAGACAGGUAUAUGGCAAUCAUUCAUCCUCUCAAGCCUCGUCUGUCAGCCCGAGCCACCAUCGGAGUUAUAUUGUUCAUCUGGAGCCUCGCAGUUAUUCUGGCCUUCCCCCUUUGCUACUUCUCCACCACACGGACACUACCAGGCAGGACCUUUUGUUAUGUGGCCUGGCCCCGCAUGGCUGAUGACCCCUUCAUGUAUCACAUCAUAGUAACAGUCCUGGUGUAUCUGCUGCCGUUGGUGGUGAUGGCCAUUACUUACACCAUUGUUGGAGUGUCGCUGUGGGGAAGCGAGAUCCCUGGAGACUCAUCUGACAACUAUCAUGGACAGCUCCGUGCUAAAAGGAAGGUGGUGAAGAUGAUGAUCAUUGUGGUGGUGACCUUUGCCCUCUGCUGGCUGCCGUACCAUGUCUAUUUCCUUGUGACUGGUCUUAACAAGCAUUUGAGCAGGUGGAAGUACAUCCAGCAGGUGUACCUGUCCGUGAUGUGGCUGGCCAUGAGCUCCACCAUGUACAAUCCCAUCAUCUACUGCUGCCUCAACGGCAGGUUCCGGGCUGGUUUCAAGCAGGUGUUCCGCUGGUGUCCCUUCAUCCGCAUGUCGAGCUACGACAUGCUGGAGCUCCAGAACGCCAGACUCCGACCCUGUCGCCAGAGCAGCAUGUGCACCCUCUCCAGAGUUGAAACCAGCAUCCUGAGCAAAAAUAAGAGUGUUUGCUCUCGCGGAAAUGCGUCAAAAGCCGAACCUGAGCAGAAUCAUACGGAAAGUUAG
Messenger RNA from Menidia menidia (Atlantic silverside), 1236 nucleotides. The record is from the annotation of a GenBank genome assembly. NCBI's taxonomy places the organism in Eukaryota, Metazoa, Chordata, Actinopteri, Atheriniformes, Atherinopsidae.